Messenger RNA from Cervus elaphus (red deer), 1994 nucleotides. It is a transcript of the gene HARS1, whose product is annotated as histidyl-tRNA synthetase 1. Gene Ontology annotation, cellular component: mitochondrion; cytoplasm. Gene Ontology annotation, molecular function: ATP binding; identical protein binding; histidine-tRNA ligase activity. The transcript is spliced from 13 exons. NCBI's taxonomy places the organism in Eukaryota, Metazoa, Chordata, Mammalia, Artiodactyla, Cervidae. Gene Ontology annotation, biological process: mitochondrial translation; histidyl-tRNA aminoacylation. The record is from RefSeq and is a predicted model, not a curated record. The coding region runs from base 195 to 1643 and encodes 482 amino acids.
UGUGGCCACCGCAGCCUAUCUAGCCAGCAGUCACAUCCAGUCGGCAGCCAGUAUGGCCGAUCGUGCGGCUCUGGAGGAUCUGGUGCGAGUUCAGGGAGAGCGUGUGCGGGGCCUUAAGCAGCAGAAGGCCAGCGCCGAGCAGAUCGAAGAGGAGGUGGCAAAACUACUGAAACUGAAGGCACAGCUGGGCCCUGAUGAAGGAAAACCGAAGUUUGUGCUCAAAACCCCCAAGACUGUAUUGUUCUUUGUUUUUAAACCGCAUCCUUGGUUCUCUGGCUGAUUUUGACUCCAAGGGCACAAGAGAUUAUAGUCCCCGGCAGAUGGCAGUUCGGGAGAAGGUGUUUGAUGUAAUCAUCAGCUGCUUCAAGCGCCAUGGUGCAGAAGUGAUUGAUACACCUGUAUUUGAACUCAAGGAAACACUGACUGGAAAGUAUGGAGAAGACUCUAAGCUUAUCUAUGACCUGAAGGACCAGGGUGGGGAGCUGCUGUCUCUUCGAUAUGACCUCACUGUUCCUUUUGCUCGAUACUUGGCAAUGAAUAAACUGACCAACAUUAAACGCUACCACAUAGCAAAAGUAUAUCGGCGGGAUAACCCAGCCAUGACCCGAGGCCGAUAUCGGGAAUUCUACCAAUGUGAUUUUGACAUUGCUGGGCAAUUUGACCCCAUGAUUCCUGAUGCAGAGUGCCUGAAGAUCAUGUGUGAGAUCCUGAGUUCACUCCAGAUCGGCGACUUCCUGGUCAAGGUGAAUGAUCGGCGCAUCUUAGAUGGAAUGUUUGCCAUCUGUGGUGUUCCAGACAGCAAGUUCCGCACCAUCUGCUCCUCAGUGGACAAGCUGGACAAGGUGUCCUGGGAGGAAGUAAAGAAUGAGAUGGUAGUAGAGAAGGGCCUGGCACCUGAGGUGGCUGACCGCAUUGGGGACUACGUCCAGCAGCAUGGUGGAGUAUCCCUGGUGGAACAGCUGCUUCAGGAUCCUAAACUGUCCCAGAACAAGCAGGCCUUGGAGGGCCUGGGAGACCUGAAGCUGCUAUUUGAGUAUCUGACUUUGUUUGGCAUUGCUGACAAGAUCUCCUUUGACCUGAGCCUUGCUCGAGGACUGGACUACUAUACCGGCGUGAUCUAUGAGGCGGUGCUGCUACAGCCCCCAGCCCGAGCAGGGGAAGAACCCCUGGGUGUGGGCAGCGUGGCUGCUGGAGGGCGCUAUGAUGGGCUGGUGGGCAUGUUUGACCCCAAAGGGCGCAAGGUGCCCUGUGUGGGGCUCAGCAUUGGAGUAGAGCGGAUCUUUUCCAUCGUGGAGCAGAGGCUGGAGGCCUUGGAGGAGAAGGUACGGACCACAGAGACACAGGUGCUUGUGGCAUCUGCACAGAAGAAGCUGCUGGAAGAGAGACUGAAGCUCGUCUCAGAGUUAUGGGAUGCUGGGAUCAAGGCAGAACUGCUCUACAAAAAGAACCCCAAGUUACUGAAUCAGCUGCAGUACUGUGAGGAGGCAGGUAUCCCACUGGUGGCCAUCAUUGGUGAACAAGAGCUCAAGGACGGGGUCAUCAAGCUGCGCUCAGUGGCCAGCAGGGAAGAGGUGGACGUCCGAAGAGAAGACCUCGUGGAGGAAAUCAAAAGGAGAACAAGCCAGCCCCUUUGCAUCUGCUGAGUUGAGCAAACUAUCAGAAGAAAGUGGGACUGACACUAUUUAAGGCUAAGAUAAGACUCUGCAUACCUACUUCAGCUUUGCACAUUUCUGUCCCAACAGGAAGACCUGAAAAGUGGUCAGAACAGAGACUUUUUUAUUUUUAUUAUGAUUAUUUUAUUUGUAAUCACAGACAAAAAUGGUCAGGUACUAUACCAUUUUCCAUAUGGCUCUGGGGGCUUAGUCCUGCCAGUGUCCCUGGGCUACAGGGACCUGGCGCAAGAUGGUCUCUUCUGCAGAGCCCUACAACCGGGUGGAGGGAACGUUCCCCACAACCAGCCUUGGAAGGUCCAAUAAAAUGCCUCAACCACUGGA